AUGGUUGAAGAGGAGCAAGAAGGAGAGCUAGUUGCAGGGAUCAGUCAUCAGGAGAAGAGAAGAGCGGCACAAACUAUAAAAGAAAUAGGAGACAAGGAGAAGGGCGCGAAAAAGAGUGAGGACAUAGCCCAUGCAGUCUAUAAGGAAUUAAUAGAAAAAGAAGAUCAGCUGAACAAAUCUUCAGCCAAACCACAGCUCGGAACUGCCAAAACACCUUCACCGAGGCCAGUGAAAAACAACAAGCAAAGCAAAAAUAAGACCAUCAAGAAGUCCAAGGAAAAGAGAAGGAAGAAGAACAAUAAAACCCAAAAGCCACCAAAGAAGAAGAAAGAAAUCUUACCACCAACGCAGUUUCCUUACUUUAUGGACAACUAUUGUCCAAUCGAGUGUGCCUGCUAUGGAAGAGUGGUCCAGUGCUCAGACAAAGGUGUGGAUACGGUUCCUUAUGGUAUCCCCUAUAAUUCCCGCUACAUCCUCCUUAUGAAUAACUACAUCAACAGCAUCCAGCUGGACCUGCUAAAUCAAUAUGACUCUAUGGAGUUCCUUGUACUAAGCAACAAUCGUCUCACAGAUGGUUCAAUUGAGGGAGCUUUUGAAGGGGUCCCAGCUCUGAAACGCCUCUACUUGGAUAGGAAUCUCUUACAAAGGGUGCCAGCAGACCUUCCAGCUUCUCUGGAGGAGCUUCGUCUGGACAACAACCGCCUGACCGUGAUCUCGAAGGCAGCCUGGGCAUGGUGCCCUGGCCUCUUGGUUCUGAGCCUCAGCAACAACAGCCUUGGGAAUAAUUCAGUUCCUAAUGGCGUGCUCUCCCCUCUAGGGAACCUGCGCACUCUAAACCUGGAUCACAACAUGUUGAUCUCAGUACCUCUGGGGUUACCAUUGUCAAUCAAAGAACUCUAUCUUAAGGGUAACGUCCUUGAGAGUUUUGGCCGAGGAGCUUUCAACGGGAAAUCAGGGUUGGUGGUGUUGGACCUGAGUGCAAACAGACUGAUAAACAAAGGGCUAGAUAGGGAUUCCUUCCUCAAUACAACGUUCUUGGAAAGCAUCAACUUAGAGGGGAACAGACUAAAACAGGUGCCACAACACCUUCCUCUAUCUGUUAAAACUCUAAAUUUGGAAGGAAACUUCAUAUCUUCCAUAAAGAAAUCAGCUUUCAGAAGUUUGAAAAAGCUAGAGCACCUAGGCUUAGCAUGGAAUAAAAUCUUUAAAGUGACAACAGGUGCAUUCAGGAUGCUGCCCGUACUGCACCAGUUAGACCUGAGUCACAACACACUGAAGCAGGUGCCCAGACAGUUACCUAAAGGUUUGCACUCAGUAGCACUCAAGCACAACAAGAUUCGGUCAGUGCCUCGUGAUGCUUUCUGCUGGGGCAAUAAAACUCUCAGCGGACUUGUGAAAGUGCAGUUGGAGCACAAUUUCAUUGAUAUGGCAAAUCUGGAUGCACAUGCCUUCAGAUGCUUACGGGGCUUCCAGGUGGUGCACUUCUAUUGA
Molecule: messenger RNA, 1491 nt
Organism: Maylandia zebra (zebra mbuna)
Lineage: Eukaryota; Metazoa; Chordata; Actinopteri; Cichliformes; Cichlidae
Source: RefSeq, a predicted model, not a curated record